This is a messenger RNA of Ceutorhynchus assimilis (cabbage seed weevil), 2594 nucleotides long. Lineage: Eukaryota; Metazoa; Arthropoda; Insecta; Coleoptera; Curculionidae. The record is from the annotation of a GenBank genome assembly.
CAAACUUCGGUCGGUGCGACGUUUCUGAAAAAAAGCCGACGAGUUUGAUUCUCACAAACAAACGCAGUCAAUCGACCCUCUGGUCGUGUGCCGUCGUCGCGUUAUCAAUAAACUUUUGAUUUUGUGCGUGUUUUCAUUUGGAUAUCGAAUAUUUUUUGGAGGAGGUGACAGUUGUUGGGAGCCACUCUGGGUGGGAUUCCCCGAAUCCAGAUUUAAAAUGCCUCACUAGGAAACGACUAUGUUGGGCUACAUGCUUCCGGUGGAGGACAAGCCUCCGCCGGGACCUAAGGGUCACCUCCAGCUAACGCUGGGUCAUCAAAAUGGACAUCACACAAAUUCGAAUGGUACUCAGGUACUCACCAAUGGCAGGAGUGCCACGUCGAUAAGUAAGGAGACUAGUGUGAGUAGUUUUGUAAGUGAUACUACUGCGACUGCUAGUCAAAGCUCUAUGACUCCCACUAGCACGAGUACGGAUAAGGGAAAACCGAAAUUGACCAUUAAUGGAGGAAAGCACCAAUCUUUGAAAAGAGUAUCGUUUGGUAGCUCGAAAGGAUCAAUGGUGGAAACCCUAAUAUUCGAAAGUCCUUUGCAAGAGGAACCCGAACCAAGUCCAAUUCCCGAAAAUGGAAUCUCGCUUUCAAAUGGCUGUGAUAAAGAAGAGGAACGAGAGAAAGUGCGAGUGACAUUUUUCCAACAAUCGAAACCGCAAGAAGUCGACCUGCCGGAUGAUCCGCCGUUUUGCGAUCACGAGUUUGUCAUGUCUUCGCCCGUGUUGAAAAAUGACGUCAACCAUGUCGCUUACAACAGAACUGAAAGUACAGAAAGUGGUUGGGACAAUCCAUUCCGACCGGGCGGCGACCUAUCGAGAGAAGCCGACCAAAUAGUAGAAUUAAUAAAAGGCGGCAAACCAAUCACGCCCACUCCUGGUAGUCAAGCGCCGUUGCUGCCCUCUGGCGACGAUUCCCUUGACUUGAAUCAUACCGUUGUAGACGGCAGUCCAAAGAAGGCCUCGGCACUGUUGAGCGCCGCUCCUAACCAAUCAAAAACUAAUGGUACCAGCGAUAAAGCGACUCCUGGACAGGUGGAUGUGCAAAGGAGUACGAUAAAAGCGGAAGGAGAUGGCGCCCAAGUCGAACACGUGACGAUAAAGAAGAAAAAGGGUUGCAAUUGUUGUGUGAUAUCUUAAAAAAAUGGACACUAUUUGUUGUUGGUGCAAAUUUGGGUUUGGUGAACAAAAUUGAAAAUGAUUGGGAAUGAGUAAAUCAAAUGCAUAUAUCAAAAUGUUGAUAUUUCAAAUAAUUAUCACAGAUUUUUUAUAAUGAUGGACCAUAUUAGUCCAAUAUAUUAUUAUGUAUAGUAGGUUUCAUGAUUAAGGGAGUUUCACGCUCAAAACUUAUGCUUCAAAUUUUCACGAACAUUUUCAAUUUCAUGCACCACACGCCUGUAUAUGAAUACGGAAAAAAUAUACAAAAAAAAAGGAUGAUUAAGUAUCUUUAAUUUUCAAAAUGGUGGAUAUUGUGCUAAUAUGUGAUUAUUUUUUUAUGAUAUAAUAAGAAUUAUAUGUUUUAUUAUUUUUUUGGUGCAAGAAUGGUUCAGUAAUUAACAUGUUUACUGAAUCAAAAAUGUUUCUUGAAAAUAAUUUUUUGACUAAGUGUAAAGUGAUUGAUAGUUGUGUUUAUUAUUUCUUAAAAUAUUUAUUUAUUUUUAUCAUUAAAAAAGAGUUGCCUAUAAUGAAAAUUAAUUUACACUUGGUUUAUUUACAUUUUUUUAUUAUCUAUAUUGACAAAACAAUUUACUAUUUUUGUUUAGUUUUUAGUUUACAGAGGGCAGCAGCAUUUAUUCCUUAAAAUAAACUAUUGUUACUUUGUUUUCAAUAAGAAUUAUAAAGGGAUGGAAAAUUGUUGGGUUGUUUUGCCUCAAAAUCCAUUCAUUAGAAUUAUAUAAGCUAUUCUACACAGUCAAUUAAUAAACUUUUUGUUUUUACUUUAUUUUAGUUGAUGUGGCAAACUAGUCAAAAAAUACAAAAAUAUAUUGCCUAAAUAUUGGAAAUAAUAUUUAGAACAAUAUGUAAAGAACUUGAGGCAAAACAACAAUAAUUUUGGUUAAAGUUUUAAAUAGAAUCUUCAUUAUUAAAUAUAUGGCUGGUUCCAGAAAUGAUUAAGAUACUAUAGAAAUUUUCAAUUAAUACAAAUAUAAGUCAAAAAGUAUUUUUUAGUAAAGUAAGAUCGUAUUUUGAAAAAAAAUGCUAACGUCCUUUUUGUCAAAUAGUAGAAAAAUUGUGUAAAUGCAGCUUUAUAUGCUUUAUAUCGAUACGUGUAUAGAGAAAAAGUGUCUUAGAUUUAUUUUACCGACACUAAACCCUUUUUUGGGUCUCAUUUUUUUUUUCUACUUUAAUUUCCAUUCUAUCUUUUUUUUUUUAUAUAUACAAUUAAAAAUCACAAUAACAAUUUGUAGGUUACAAAUAAAAUGAAAAAGAAAUUUUUGUAUAAGUUGGUAGUAUUUAUGUAUUAUAUUGUAAUAUAAAAAUAAAUUUAAUUUGUAUACCAAACGCUAUUAUUAUAACGCAUUACAAAAUAAAAUAACUUGUGAAGUAA